Molecule: messenger RNA, 906 nt
Organism: Triticum dicoccoides
Lineage: Eukaryota; Viridiplantae; Streptophyta; Magnoliopsida; Poales; Poaceae
Exons: 3
Coding region: 299-631 (110 amino acids)
Source: RefSeq, a predicted model, not a curated record
UUUUUCCAGCCAGCGUUUGGCCGACUGCGCCGCACGAAGGGAGAAGGAAGGGGGCAGGAAAACAGGGGGCGGCGGCGGAACGGAAAGCAGAGGUACGAGAGAGGAAGCAGUCUCAGUUAUCGAUCUCCGAGGUUGGUGGCGGCGGCUAGGGCUGGCAACCGGCGGCAGAGGCAGAUCAGAUCCGCGGCUGUUCGGCGCGGAGAGGAGACUCCCCGGAGCUUUUCGGCCGGACCGGCCACCCGAUUGCGCGGCCCGCCUCUGCGAUGGUCUCUGGCUGCUGCUGUUGCUGACUGCAGCGAUGAAUUCGAGGCCGAUCGUGCUCGUCUUCCUCCUGCUCGUGCUCAUCAUAUCAUCGCAGUUCGAGUGGAAGCAGCAGAUCGGCGAGGCCGAGGCGAGCCCGGAAGCUACGCGGCGGAGGCAGCAACCGCAGGUUGUAAGGGAAGAUGCCGUUAAAGAGAAAAUAAUACUGGCGCAGGAAAAGAACAUCCAACAACUCACCGAGCUCAUCCAGAGCCUCCAGGUGCAGCUACUGCAUUGCCGUGGCAGCAACAGCACUGCUCAUGGCGCCUCCUCGAAUCAGUCUUCAGCCAGUUACGCCGAAGCGGACAGACAUCAGAUAAUCGAUGACUGAUCGCCCGUCGACAUGCCCAGGUACUUUGCAUCACAGUACAAGCGGCUCAAGGACACACACCUGAAUGAUAUAUGAAAGGCACCAUCGUCGCGCACCACCAUGUAGUGCUCUGGAGUCCAAGGAGCUGUCUUAGUGUACUGAUGUGUUGUACUAUUGACAGCACUAUGACCACCCCCCUUCCAAUACCUCUUCACCCUUGGCUUGUACAGUGUUAUAUUGUAACUGUAUCAUGUAAAUUUAGCCCACCUUCCUCAUUGAGAUUGAAAUUUUACUCA